Messenger RNA from Onychostoma macrolepis, 4932 nucleotides. RefSeq names its product tripartite motif containing 36 (gene trim36). The transcript has 9 exons. Bases 1712 to 3505 code for a protein of 597 amino acids. NCBI's taxonomy places the organism in Eukaryota, Metazoa, Chordata, Actinopteri, Cypriniformes, Cyprinidae. The record is from RefSeq and is a predicted model, not a curated record. Gene Ontology annotation, molecular function: protein binding; zinc ion binding.
AGGAGCCACAGGGAUUCAUUUUGUGUUCCUUGAUAUGCUUUUUUUGACUCUCAAAGUGCCGGUACCCAUUGACUUGCAUGUUAUGAAGUUUGAGCUGAAAAUCUUCUUUACUGUUCCACGGAAGAGAGUCCCCUACAUCUGGGAUGGCCUGAGGGUGAGUAAAAGUACAGCAAAAUAAUGUUUAAAAGGCUUUAAAACUCUGGUGCUGACGAUCUCUGCGGUGCGUUUGGACCGAGAGCGUGAGAACGAGUGUUUAAUGUUGCUGUGGAGGAACGCAGGAAUCCCAGACCGUCUCAUGCAGAGACAAUAUUGAGACAUUUUUCUUCUAGACAACAGCAACUCAAUAAAUACUAGCAGUAGGUAAAGCAGUGUUUCCCAACCUUUUCUGCCACGGCACAGUUUUGAUGAGUAAAAAAAUCCCACGGCACACCAAGCAUUAAAAGAAGAUUUUUUUCCCCAAUAAUUCAACAAACAAUGCGUCGUCAGAGUUAGUAUUUCAACUUUAUGUAUGAUCAAACACUUGCACUUAACAUUUUCUAAAAAUCAUACUCAAAUGGAGUUAACGAGGUUUUUGACGAGAUGGAGAUCUGUGUUUUGUCCGUCAUAAGAACGACCGCAUCUGAGACGGUAAAUGAAUAAUUUUCAUCAGUUGACAGGUUUUUGAGUCUAUUGUAGCUAUACGGACACUCAGUUUUUCUUGUUGUUUAAUACAUUUGGCCAAAAUCUCAUGAUUAUGAAAGAUGAACCGAUAUGCGCAGGAUAUUUGAAACAUGCAAUAGUGUUUUGGCUACAACCAGACGGCAAAGACUAUUCUCCACUCUUCAAACACACGAAAACAUUAGCCUUUAUAGACCGUGAUACUCGAGAUAAGAGAACGCUGCUCUUAUUCAAGCGUCCGCUCUCAAACAGCGUCUCGCGCCGCUUCGUUCUGAAUGGAGGCGGGGUGGGGUUAUGAGGUUUAGUCACAUGCUCCUUUGAAUGCUUUUCAUUGGUUAAAUAUUUCUAAAACCCACAAAUUUGAUUGUUUAUCGCUCUGUUGCAAAAUUAAAAUAUAUUGAGAGUGAUCAAGAAGAUUGAGUGAGUGUGGAUCCCUUACUUGAAAGUUAUGCUAUUGCUUGAUCUACACACAACUCGAGUUGAGUGCAGUGAUUUUUAUUUUUAUUUUUUUGUGAAUUUUAAAACCCACAAAUGGACAUGAUGAUGACAAAUAGCACUUAUUUAAAAUAAUAAUAAUAAUGAAAUGUAAUGGAGGUAAGGAAGUUUUUGAUAAUUUUCCAGUGGUUGGGAAACACUGGUGUAAAGAACGUCUUGUCCGUGCUCCGGAUUCGUUUCAGGAAUAAACGCUGCGUCUCAGAACCCGCUCUACCCUUCUGACUCAAACGCACCUCUCGGAGAAACCCAUCCCGAGCGUGAGCCGUUGUUACCAUGCGGUUCUGUGGUUUUGUAGGGACGGGCGUCUCUUGUGCUGAUUGGCCUGUUUCUGGUCUGAGCGUUUAUUUUUUUUCCCCCUCUGCACUGAGUCUCAUUGCGGCAGCAUCAAGUCCCAGCAUGCCGUGCGGCGGCCUCGCCCCCCCGAGCAGCGCAGCACACUCACGGCCUAAGGUCCAUAUCUUCUCCUGGAUGGAGGCGCUCCUCCGUCACUCCGAGGGUCACCACCUUCCCGUGUCCCGGCUGUCAGCAUGACAUUGAUCUCGGGGAGCGAGGGAUCAGCAUGCUCUUCCGGAACUUCACUCUGGAGAGCAUCGUGGAGCGCUACCGUCAGGCGGCCCGCGCGGCCGUGGCCAUCAUGUGCAACGCCUGCAAGCCGCCCGCUCAGGAGGCCACCAAGAGCUGCAUGGACUGCAAGGCCAGCUUCUGCAACGAGUGCUUCAAGAUGAACCACCCCUGGGGAACGCCCAAAGCCCAGCACGAGUACGUGGGACCCACCACCAACUUCAGACCGAAGGUGCUCAUGUGUCCGGAGCACGAGAUGGAGAAGGUCAACAUGUACUGCGAGGUGUGCCGGCGUCCCGUGUGUCAUCUGUGCAAGCUCGGCGGAUCUCACGCUAAUCACAAAGUCACUUCCAUGAGCAGCGCCUACAAGAUCCUCAAGGAGAAGCUAUCGAAGAGUAUCCAUUACUUAAUUAGCAAAGAAGACCAAGUGAGGACUCAGAUUUCUGAGCUGGAGGUGUUGAUCCGUAACACAGAGGAGAACGGGCAGCUCGCUGAGCGACGCGCUAAUGAACACUUCGAGCGUCUGCUGGAGACGCUUCAGGAGCGCCGGACGGAGAUGCUGCGCUCCAUCGAGCAGAGCCGGAGUCUGCGGGUGGAGCGUCUGCGGGGGCAGGUGGAGGAGUACCAGGGCAUGCUGGAGAACAGCGGCCUCGUGGGAUACGCUCAGGAGGUGCUGAAGGAGACCGACCAGUCCUGCUUCGUCCAGACGGCCAAACUGCUGCAUGUCAGGAUUCAGAAAGCCACGGAGUCUCUGAAGAUGUUCCAGCCUGCGGCGAUGCCGUCGUUCGAGGAGUUUGUGCUGGACACGUCGAAGGAGGAGCUCUUACUGAAGGAGCUGGGCUUCAGCGGCGUUCCUGAGCCUCCAGUGAUCGAUCUCUCUCGCUGCCGCGUUUAUAACGAGGGUCUGAUCCACUGGCGUCUGUCUGAAGACUCUCUGCCCACCGAUCAUCACAUCGUGGAGUUCAGGAAGCUGGGAUCUGAGGAAGAGCAGCAGUGGAGCGCGAGCGAGCCCGUGUUCGGCUGCAGCACCGUGCUGUCUGACCUCAGCGCAGACUCCAGCUACGCCUUCAGAGUCAAGAGCUGCAGGAACCGAGUCUACAGCCCCAGCAGCCCCGAGGUGACCCUGCACACGCCUCCAGCGCCGGUGUUUGGCUUCCUGUUUAACGAGAAGUGUGGGUUCAGCGCGGAGCGGCUGCAGCUGAGCAAGCGCCGGGACUCUGUGGAGAGCGUGGCGGGGAUGAGCUUGCUCUUAGCUGCGGAGCGAGUGCAGACGGGGAGCUACAUCUGCCUCGACUACAUCAUCGGAGACACGGGCAUCUCUCACGGACGCCAUUACUGGGCUUUCCGUGUGCAGCCUGAUUCAUACCUGAUCAAAGUGGGAGUGGCUUCUGACUCCAAACUAACUGAGUGGUUUCACAACCCACGAGACACCAGCAGCCCCCGGUACGACCACGACAGCGGUCACGACAGCGGCAGCGAAGACGCCUGUUUCGAGGUUUCGCAGCCCUUCACGCUGGUCACCGUCGGCAUGGGCCGGCUCUUCAUCCCCAAAGCGUCCGCCAGCGCCGCCGGGGAUCACAGCAGCCGCGUCCUGCCCAUGCCGCAGAGGAUCGGCGUCUGCCUGGACUACGACGUCGGCCGCGUCUUCUUCUACGACGCAGACAGCAUGCGCUGCCUGUACGAGCGGCCGGUGGACUGCUCGGGGACCAUGUACCCUGCGUUCGGGCUCCUGGGCGGCGGCGCGGUUCAUCUGGAGGAGUUCAUCACGGCCAAGCGGCUGUCGUACAUGUGAGGUGUCUGUCAACUCCGUCUCGUUCUCUUGAGUUCCUCGUCGUGUGGCUCGCUGCUCAAAUAUACAAGUCAGUCUGGUUUAAGAGCCGAGUCGGAUCUCGAGUGCCUUCAGCCGACCGCGACUUUCACACCAUCAGGGUUCACGCAGGGCACCUUAAUACACCGAAAUCUAAUGCAACGCCUCACGACGUCACUUUCUGAAGAAUGUGCACUGAUACUGUUAAUUACUUCUCAUCGUUUACAUGCAGUUAAGUGUGCUUAAGAACAACAAAGCGGUAUGAUUUGAACACAAGAAUUCACUACUGAACACAUGAUUGUGCACUAAUUAGUUUUUUGUUAUUGUAGCAGCACCUGCAAAACGUAGAAUGUUUCAAAGUAAAUAAAAACAAAUGAAUCUGUCUGUCUUGGAACAGCAUGAUUGUGCUAGAGAUGUUUUUAUUUGUAAUCGAGUUAAACACUUUAAUGAAAUGUAGCAUCUGAAUCAAAGCGGUGCUGAUCAAACGAGACAGACCUGAACACCUUAAAUGUACAUAUGCACUAUUAUUGUCGAGGCAGACGUCUCGACUGGACUAACAUGGCCUUACUGAGUAAUCGCAGGCUCGCCGCUUCAUUAACCAGAUGACUGGCUAGAAAGGGAUUCGCUGGCAACACCUACCUCUGAUCGAAGGACGUUCUCGUAGCUUAUGCUGUAGUUGCGCUGCGCUAGUCUUGUGCUUUGAUCGCCUAGAAACAUGCCGUCAUCUUCAAGUCGGAGCAUUUUGGGACGCGUCCUACUCCCUGAUUAGCGUGUUAUUCUGUGGAGUAUUUCCCUCUUUAUCCUUGUCAGCGAAAUCUCAUACUAAUCAAAUGUUUUAAACAAUGUGACCGCAUAAAAGGAGACUUGUUCUCUGAACGCUUUAGACGAUUAGAUUGAGCUUCUACAUGUUUGUGAUCAUUUUAAAAGUGUUUGUGUGUAAGAUCAGUGGACUAAAGUACUGAGAGCAGCGCGUGUGCCGUGUAUGUCAUUCUGAUCUGUAACGAGUUCCACCGUUUCUGUUUGUUUUCGUUUCAUCUAUGAAUUGAUUUUCACUCUCUUUUCACGUGUUCACGGUUUGUUGUUGCACUGGAUGAGGAAUAAUACACUUGUUUCAGGUGUGUGAUGUCACAGAAUGUGUUUUGGGAGCCUGUAACCAAUUGUUUUGCUGUUUCUUGUACAUGUUAAACAGGGUCUGUAAUGGUUGUAAUGUGCGGUACUGAGCUUAUGAGUCCUGCUGAAGUUCUUUAGCACUUUAAAGCAUGUCUGAGCUUGAUGCAGGUGUGAUAUCACAGGUGCGGCGCUGUGUGAUGCUUUAACGGAUGUAACCAGUCUCUCUGUCUCCUGCAUCUGCGUGGUUUUAUUUUUAAUGUACUAUGUGGUUUUUUGUAUAAAAAUAAAUGAAUGUCCUUUUA